AUGUCUAGAUCAGAAAUACCAGAAGCAGCACAUAGAGAUCCCCUUGCUGAUGGGAGUACUCAACCUAGAUUUCAGCUAUCACCAGACAAGACCUCUCCAGACGAUCACAUUCAACAUAAGAAGGCUCAGGCAGAUGAUUCACCCUCAUUGGCUGCUAAGCAAGUGGAAAUACAUGUCCGUAAUAAGGCCAACAAUACCUUCGAGGGCUCUGCUGCUGAUGAGAUUAUGGAGCCUCAAAUGGCUGACCAUUUUCCUUUCAUGGAAAAACAUGAUCUAGGUGAAGCAACUGAUGCAUCAAGUGAACUAGCAAAUGAUCCCCCAAUUCAGCUACUAGGACGAAUUACAACAGUGAAGGAAUUGCUUGCAACCGGGCUUUUUCAAAAUGAAGAGAUCAUAUAUACUCAGAAGUCUGGAGAAAGGAAAAAAUUGGAAGGGAGAAUUGAUGGUUUAUUUUACCGUUGCUCUUGUCACAAUGUGGUCAUGUCCGCGUCAAAGUUUGAGAAACAUGCGGGCUGUACCUCUCAUAACCAAAACGAUCGUAUCAUGUUGUGGGGUGAGCAAUCGCUGCAUGCCAUCGUUGCCUAUCUCAAAUCUCUUGGUUCAGCUGAAGAACAACUUGCAGCAAUAUUGGAAAUGAAGAAAAAGAAUGAAGACAGGAAGGCCUCACGAGACCAAGGUUAGGUGAUUGUUCUGUAGCCCGGUGCUCUUUGUAAGGAUCUUCCUGUUGGUGCUCGAAGGCGAAGUGAAGACUGUUCUGCGCUUGGACGGCCGGAUGGAGAAACCGAACCGUCAGAGGGAGGAGGCUGCCUGUGAUACACUGAUACAGUGCAAAAAACAUGUGUACACGUUUGUUCCUAACUGUAUCUGUAGUUGCAAACAUUGCCCAUCGUGUAAUGUUGUCAGGUCGUUGACACGUUACGACUAUAUCUUGUUGUACGUCAACCAAACACAAUGCAU
Triticum dicoccoides is the source of this 957-nucleotide messenger RNA. RefSeq lists its product as uncharacterized. The transcript has 7 exons. Lineage: Eukaryota; Viridiplantae; Streptophyta; Magnoliopsida; Poales; Poaceae. The coding region runs from base 1 to 681 and encodes 226 amino acids. The record is from RefSeq and is a predicted model, not a curated record.